Molecule: messenger RNA, 1110 nt
Organism: Juglans microcarpa x Juglans regia
Lineage: Eukaryota; Viridiplantae; Streptophyta; Magnoliopsida; Fagales; Juglandaceae
Product: putative NAC domain-containing protein 94
Exons: 4
Coding region: 95-1066 (323 amino acids)
Biological process (GO): regulation of DNA-templated transcription
Molecular function (GO): DNA binding
Source: RefSeq, a predicted model, not a curated record
CCAUUACUUUGACCACAAAAAGUCCCUUCCCACCAUAAGCAAAGAAGGAUGUAUUGUUGGUUCUCAAAAGGAGGAAAUAGUAGUGAGAAGGAAUAUGGAAAUGGAGGCCCAAAAAAAGAUGAGUAUUGCUGAUCAUCUAGUAGUUGAUGGCAAGAACGGUGGAGGGUUUCUUCCAGGGUUUCGAUUCCAUCCUACAGAUGAAGAGCUUGUUGGGUUUUAUCUUCGAAGGAAGGUGGAGAAGAAGCUUAUUAAUCUUGACCUCAUCAAACAAAUUGAUAUAUACAAUCAUGACCCCUGGGAUCUUCCAAAAGUUGGUAGCUGUGCUAAUGGAGAUCAGAAAGAGAUCUACUUCUUCUGCAGAAGAGGAAGAAAGUACAAGAACAGCAUAAGACCCAACAGGGUGACAAGAUCUGGAUUUUGGAAAGCCACAGGAAUCGACAAGCCAAUAUAUUCUCAUGUUGAAGGAAGUGCUGUUCAGGAAUGCAUUGGUCUGAAGAAGUCAUUAGUUUAUUACCGAGGAAGCGCUGGAAAAGGUGGCACUAAAACUGAUUGGAUGAUGCAUGAGUUCCGUCUCGCAGCCAGCAAAAGCACCAACCUUAUAAAUAACCCAAAUAACUCUACACAAGAAGCUGAAGUUUGGACACUUUGUCGGAUUUUGAAGCGAGAUGUUUCUAACAAAAAGUAUGCUUCAGAGUGGCAAAAGAACAACUCUAAACGAAAUCUGGGUUAUUCGAGCUCAAUAACAUGCAGUUCUGAUCAGUCCAACGACAUUACAGACGAGUAUAAUUCGAGCUUUGGAGCUUUGGCUGCUGAGAUUGGAAAUGAGGGGAGACCCAUGAUCAGUAGUAGUACUGAUCAUCCUAUGGACGAAAAGAACAAUAUGCUAUUUGCACGACAGCAGCUCUUGACAGGUCAGGUUCCGUAUAAUAUGGCCUCAUGUUUAAGCGACACGAACCCAAACGAUGAAGAUCAUCACGAAAUAUCAUGUAAAGAAGGAAACUGGGAUGAGUUGAUGCCAGUGGUUGAGUUUGCUAUUAACCCAUCACUGCUCCACUGUUUUAAGUAGAUCAAGGUGUAACAUAUAGAUAUAUAUAUAUAUAUAUAGAAAUG